UCAAAACAGUUUUCCCUCUUGAUUAAAUGGCUACCCAAAGUUAUCCCUUUAGGCAAAUAUUAUUGUUAUGAGUAAGGAGGAGAUUUUUAUUAUUUUUGCAACUCAUCGAUAUUUCGUAUUAUAACAAAUGACACGAAGGCGGCGUUUGUUGUCUUGCAGUGAACUCUGUAACGCUACAGUGAUGGCUGUACGUCGCUAAAUAUACAGCUACCAGCACGUUAGCAACGGAUGUGAACACGUUAGCAACGGUAACACCUACCUUAGCAACUGCAUGUCUCCUGUAUUGUGAAGGGCUAUCAGCGCAUACAAACAAUUGUAUUACCGGAUUGACGGGUAGGUCACAGCAAGGAUCAGCUCCGCAAUGAGGCUGAAAACAUCGCUGCUAAAGGAACCAAAACAUAAGGAGCUUGUGAGUUGCAUUGGUUGGACAACAGCAGACGAGCUGUACUCUUGCAGUGAAGAUCAUCAGAUCCUCAAGUGGAACCUACUCACCAAUGAAACCAGCCUUGUGGUCCGACUGCCAGACGACAUUUAUCCCGUCGACCUGCACUGGUUCCCAAAAACUGUCGGUGCCAAGAAGCAGACACAAGCUGAGAUUUAUGUCCUUACCAGUACUGAUGGAAAGUUUCACCUGGUCUCCAAGAUGGGGCGCAUAGAGAAGAGUGUGGAAGCGCAUAAAGGGGCUGUUUUGGCUGGAAGGUGGAACUACGAUGGGACUGCUCUACUCACAGCGGGUGAAGAUGGACAGAUCAAGAUCUGGUCAAAAAGUGGAAUGCUGCGUUCAACAUUACUGAGUCAAGGGUCUCCUGUUUAUUCUGUUGCUUGGAGUCCGGACUCUGACAGAAUCCUCUACACAUCAGGAAGGCAGCUAAUCAUAAAACCUCUACAACCAAGUGCUAAAGUCAUUCAGUGGAAGGCUCAUGAUGGACUUGUUCUUAAAGUGGACUGGAAUUCAGUCAAUGACCUCAUCCUAUCAGGUGGAGAAGACUGUAAAUAUAAGGUUUGGGACAGCUUCGGACGUCUGCUUCACACAUCGUCCUCUCAGGACUACCCCAUCACCUCUUUGUCCUGGACCCCAGAUGGCGAGGUGUUUGCCGUGGGCUCCUUCAACACCCUGCGGCUUUGUGACAAGACUGGUUGGUCCUAUGCGCUGGAGAAACCCAACACAGGCAGUGUGUUCAGCCUGGCCUGGUCUGCGGAUGGCACCCAGCUGGCCGGAGCCUGUGGAAACGGACAUGUCAUCUUUGCCCAUGUGGUGGAGCAGCACUGGGAGUGGAAGAACUUUGUCAUCACUCUUACCAAAAGGAGAACCAUGCAGGUUAGGAAUGUCCAGAACGAUGCAGUAGAUGUGUUGGAGUUUAGAGACCGCGUCAUCAAAGCCUCUUUGGCAUUUGACCACCUGGUUGUUGCCACUUCCCUUCAGUGCUACAUCUACAACUCCAGGAACUGGAAUACUCCCAUUAUCUUUGAUCUGAAGGAAGGAACGAUCAGCCUCAUCCUACAGGCUGAAAAACAUUUUUUACUUGUGGAAGGAUCGGGAUUGUGUACCUUCUCUUAUGAGGGUCGGUUAAUAUCAUCCCCCAAGUUUCCGGGUUUGAGGGCAGACAUCCUAAAUGCCCAGACUGCCUCACUUAGCAAUGACACAAUCGCUGUGCGUGAUAGGACUGAUGAAAAAGUUAUCCUUUUCUUUGACGCCAUGACUGGAAAACCCAUUGGUGAUGGGAAACCCUUGACCCAUAAGCUGGAGGUGUCAGAGCUAGCUUUGGACCAGUGCGGCCCAUCCACAGAGAGGAAAAUCGCACUGAUUGACAAGAACCGUGACCUGUACUUGACCUUCGUGCAUCAUCUUGGAAAGGAUCCCAAAAUCUGCAAAAUCGGCAGCAUGGUGCACAGCAUGGCGUGGAACAAUACUGCUAACAUCUUAUGUGGAAUCCAGGAUGAUCAGUUUACAGUGUGGUACUAUCCAAGUGUCGUCUUCACUGAUAAGGAACUGCUUCCAAAAACUAUUUACACAAAGGAUGGCAGCGAGUUUGGUCGUGCACCCCACAUUCUGAGCUACGUUGGAGCCAAGGCGACGCUGCGCCGAGGGGACGGUUCAUUGGUGUACAGCAACGUACCCCUUUAUCCUGCUCUCCUGCAUGAGUACUGCACCUCCGCACGCUGGGAAGAUGCAUUGCGUCUCUGCCGAUUCGCCAAAGAUGAGGCUUUGUGGGCGUGUCUUGCAGGUUUGGCAAUGGCAAACAGAGACCUAGCCACAGCAGAAAUAGCCUAUGCUGCCAUUAGAGAGUUACCGAGGGUGCAGUACAUCAACUUUAUUAAAAAGCAGCCAUCAAAGGACUCAGCACUGGCCCACAUGCUGAUGUUCAGUGGUCAUUUCCAGGAAGCUGAAGCAACUCUCCUUCAAGCUGGUCUUACCUACCAAGCUAUACAAUUGAACAUUGACCUUUUCAACUGGAACAGGGCUCUGGAGCUGGCAGUCAAACAUAAGACCCAUGUGGACACUGUGCUGGCCUAUAGGCAGAAGUUCCUGCAGAAGUUUGGCAGGAAGGAAACCAACAAGAGAUUCCUGGAGUAUUCUGAAGCUGUUGAAGUGGAUUGGGAUAAAAUCCAGGCAAAGAUUGAGAUGGAGUUGGCGAAAGAGCGAGAGAAAGCCGCAAAUCCCAGCGUAAAGAGCAACGUGGUGCUACGUCAUUAAUGUUAAGGACAUUUAGGUGGUGGUUGUUUAUUUUUUUUAUCCACCUCAAGGUGGCACGAGACUGUUACCUAACACAUGAAGAGGAAGACACUGUGGCUCCCUAUACAUUUACCUUUGUAACACAGCAAAUCCACCUGGAGGGAUUAUAGCUGUGGUCUCUUCAGACCAAAGGACAGGGCUGAGGUAAAGUCUCUAUGUUCAUGUUUGUUGAGGUGAAACAUUAAAGGCUAUCCAUGCAACUGGUUGGCUUAUAAAUAGUGUCUAAUUAUUGUCAUUAAGACCUGAUGACCUCAAGAUGUCACUGCUCACUGCAGUUCUUUACCAGCUGGGGAGCUGUUUUAUACCAAACUUUAAAUGUAGGUAGUCAUUCAGCCAUCUUUAUCAGUGUUUGUUUCUUUAAAAUGUGUAAUUAUUCCUCUGUCUCUAGAUACUGGCAGGUUUAGAUGAGCAUAAAUUUUGUUUUGCACUUACAAUGGUUAACACACAGCAGCCUUACCUGAAUAGUAUGUUCUGUUGCCCUUUCUCCAUUUGAACAGUGGCUCUAAGAAGUGGAUAUCUGUUUCACGUCAUAUUUAUAUUCCAGGGAAAAAGAUGUCUUGGAUUAAUACAAACUUCCUAUGCACUGCAACCAAGUUAAAAAGGAAAACAAUGUGUAAAUUACAAUAUUAUGAAAUAGUUUAGGAUGGCAAAAAGGACAUCUUAAUGUUUUAUCUUGUGAUUUUUUUCCCCCUUUAACUCCAAUAAUAGUACCUAAAGAGAUGAUGUAAGACUUAAUAUUGCAAAAGAUGAAAAUUCUUUAUGGCUUUUUCCAUACUUUUAUCUGGAGUAGCAAUAAUCAUAUACUUCUGACCUUUAUUCAUUUCCAGUGAAUUGACUGUUUAACUGUUGGGUGUAAAUGGCUGGUUUCAUUUCUAAUCUGUCAUGUACAUUUUCCUUCAUGGGAUUUUAAUCACGCAUGUCUUAGGUGGGCCCAUUUUACUGCUUAUAGCAAUAAUGUACAGUCUACUUUUCUUUAGUGAAUGUUUACAUCAACAGCUACAGAUGGUGUACAGACCCAACUCAGCAAGAGAUCAAAAGGAAAAAGGGUAUAGUAAUGUGAUGCAUCAGAUUUGAUCCUGGAUUUGUAAAUACUUUGAUAUUUAUAGCUUUACUUUUGUAUGAUCGAUUUAUAUAUUCUUACAUUUGAUUCUUUCAAAGCUAUGUUUUUGCCAUCACUACAUUCAAUUAAUUGAAUAAAACAAAUGG
Cyprinodon variegatus (sheepshead minnow) is the source of this 3940-nucleotide messenger RNA. It is a transcript of the gene ift80, whose product is annotated as intraflagellar transport 80. Gene Ontology annotation, molecular function: protein binding. The coding region runs from base 362 to 2695 and encodes 777 amino acids. Gene Ontology annotation, biological process: cilium assembly. Gene Ontology annotation, cellular component: centrosome; intraciliary transport particle B; cilium. The record is from RefSeq and is a predicted model, not a curated record. Lineage: Eukaryota; Metazoa; Chordata; Actinopteri; Cyprinodontiformes; Cyprinodontidae. The transcript is spliced from 20 exons.